AGAGAGAGAGAGAGAGAGAGAAGCAACCACAAUGAGCCAAAUUGUGAACCGUACAGCACGUAACGGUAACAAAGCUCCCACUGGUAAUUUCUGCACAGAAAGGGUGAACUUAAGAAAUACCAAGGUCCGUAUCCAGCAUUCUUGAAGCCCACAAAACCCAGGUCUCUGACAAGGAGAGGCACAGAGAGGGAGACGGCGGGUGAAGGUGGUAGCUGAAGACAUGGUAUCUGUGCAUGCAGGUAGAAUGGCAGUAAGGCAGAUGAGCCUGUGAAGAGACAGACCCUGCUGUGUAAACACACAUCACACCCAGCCACCGAACCCCAGAGUCAUGGCUUUCACCUUGUCUGAAAUCAUGGCUGCAAGGCGGCAACAGCAUGGCGGUGGGGUGGCAGUCGACGUGGAUGAGCACAGCGCCAAUCCAACCCAGGCCUUUACCUUUUAUAACAUCAACCAGGGCCGUUUCCAGCCACCGCACGUGCAUAUGGUGGAUCCAUUACCCCAUGAUGCCCCGAAGCCACCUGGGUACACCCGGUUUGUCUGUAUUUCGGACACACACUCCAGGACUGAUGCCAUUCAGAUGCCAUACGGAGACGUCUUCAUCCACGCUGGAGACUUCACCGAGCUGGGCCUGCCCAGUGAAGUCAAGAAGUUCAAUGACUGGCUGGGUACUUUACCGUACGAAUAUAAAAUAGUCAUUGCUGGUAACCAUGAGCUGACCUUUGACCAGGAGUUCAUGGCAGACUUGAUCAAGCAAGACUUUUACUAUUUCCCUUCAGCAUCAAAACUGAAGCCAGAGAACUAUGAAAAUGUUCAGUCCUUGCUCACAAACUGCAUAUACCUUCAGGACUCGGAGGUGACUGUGAGGGGCUUCAGGAUAUACGGGUCCCCGUGGCAGCCUUGGUAUUAUGGGUGGGGCUUUAAUCUUCCCCGGGGACAAGCCCUUUUGGACAAGUGGAACCAAAUCCCUGAUGGCACAGAUAUUCUUGUAACACAUGGACCACCACUGGGUUUCCUGGACUGGGUUCCCAAAAAAAUGCAGAGGGUAGGCUGCAUGGAGUUGUUGAAUACUGUACAGAAACGGGUACAACCAAAACUUCAUGUUUUUGGGCACAUUCAUGAAGGUUAUGGGGCAAUGACUGAUGGGGCUACAACUUACGUGAAUGCAUCAGCGUGCACUGUGAACUUUCAACCCAUGAACCCACCAAUAGUGUUCGACAUGCCCACCCCAAGAAGCACAUGACUGUAAAAGCACCUUUUUCUUUUUUUAAUUUACCUUAUUUAAAAGAGGAAACUAUGUUGUCCCUCCAAUCUGGAUUUAUAUUUUGUUGCUGGAAUAAUAUUGUAAUAUAAUAACAUUGUAAGUAUGACAUUGGCCAUACAUUUAGUACUACAUGAUAAUAAAAGGUAUAUUGGUCUUCAAAAAACAGGAUUUUGCCAGCACCUCAGUAAAAAUUAAAUAUGUUGGUAAUGUUACUGUGAUGAGUUUAAGAAACGUUUAUGGAAAAUUUUAUCACGUGUGUUUUGUGAACUAAUCUAUAUGUAAGGUCUGAAGACAAAUUACUUCUUGUUUAUGGUCAUCUUAAGAGGUGGUUUUGAAAACUGGAGCCACUAUGUCUAAAACGUGGGACCAUGUUUUGACAAAAUGAAUUUGUAUAACAUUUCUUAAACAUUCUUUUCAACUAUAAGGUUCAGUAUCAUGAAUAUUAAGCUUAAUAUUAACUGUGUAAAACAUCAUAUGGAAACCUGCAACUUUAUUGGAUAAUAAAAUUACCUUUGAGAUCCCACCCCUGGGGUAUAAAAGUAAGGACCCUCCAUUAACAAAGUGGAUAGUGCUGAUGUCAAGCUUUAAUUAAAGGAGGGUUAAUUGGAAUAAUGAACCCAAGAGAGAAUGAGUUUGGGACUUUCUUUUCAAAAGAAGAUGCUCGAUCGACAAAGUGGACCAGUAAAACUAAACUGUAACCGACAAAACGGUCUCUGCCCCUUGAGUUUCAUCGCCUCUGCCCUGUCUUAAAGGAACAGCGGAUUUGUGUUCCAACUGCUAGCCGAUGACCUUGGAUACAAUAACAAUCUGCCGGUGACCUUGGAUACAAAAACACUCUCACAGACUCCUGCUGGUGAUUGCAGUUGGACAAAGCAAAGAUACAGAGAUGCAUAGACAACCUCACCACUGUUCCUGCUCCACUGUUACAUGACCUAAUCCUUAACCAACUUCUAAGGAACUGAUGUGAUGAGUAUAAACAGGUUCACAUAACAUUACAAUAGACAGAGGUAGUCCAAGAUGUUAAACUGUUUUACUGUUUGAUUUACCGUUUGAUUAUUUUCACUGUUUGACUACAUUCUGUAACUUUGUGAACUGCAUUACUGAUUCACUCCUCUAUUCAUCUAGCUAUUCUGUAUUCAAUAAACUGCUUUACUUUACAAGGAAUGUUAUAUAUUGUUGUUAAUACACCUUUGUAAUAUAAUUGAACUUUUGAAUUAUUGAGGUUGAAUUUACCAGGUAAUUUCAGAUGACCAUACUCCUUUGGUCAAUCUUAGGGGAUGAUAGUCUUCAAUAAUUUUACACCCUGAAUCUUCAAGACAACAAGUUGCUUACUUUUUCUUAGCUGUAAGAAGUGAACUGAUUACCUCACAAUGAAAGCAUUUUGAACAGCAGCUUUACAUCAGGAGUUUGAGUAUUCGUACAUAUAUUUACAUUGCAUCUUAUUUUUCGAAUAUUCCAGCUUUAGUUUUAUAGUGCUUGCAAGGG
Molecule: messenger RNA, 2746 nt
Organism: Acipenser ruthenus (sterlet)
Lineage: Eukaryota; Metazoa; Chordata; Actinopteri; Acipenseriformes; Acipenseridae
Gene: mpped1
Product: metallophosphoesterase domain containing 1
Exons: 7
Coding region: 329-1240 (303 amino acids)
Molecular function (GO): hydrolase activity
Source: RefSeq, a predicted model, not a curated record